Rotaria sp. Silwood1 is the source of this 1899-nucleotide messenger RNA. The record is from the annotation of a GenBank genome assembly. NCBI's taxonomy places the organism in Eukaryota, Metazoa, Rotifera, Eurotatoria, Philodinida, Philodinidae.
AUGAAAACCACGUUGUGGAUGUCAAUGUGGGGUGUGGCUGUUGCUGUAUCAAUGUGGGCAAAGAAAAGGGCCAAUGAUGGUCUCAUAAGCAAUGAAAUAUUUGUCUAUCGUGGUCUUGAUUAUUAUGGUUGUGAAAUGGCACGUCUCAUUGAAAACACACCUAAUUUUCAACAUACAGUAAGUGCCAAAAUCAUUCUACCAGCAAUUGAAUAUGUUGAGAGAUUAGAUGAAAAUCAAAAUAAUCAAACAGAUAUUUUACUUAAAGGUACACUAAUUAGUAUAAAAGAUCAAAUUAAUCAAAAGUAUGUAGAUUCAUCAAUGGGUAUGACUAUGAGAAAUUUUCGAUCAGCAUUAAAAGAUAAACUUAUUAUUCAAUUUAUUAAACAGCAAGAUACACUUGCUGUUUUUGUACGUACAGCAACUAUACAAAGCAUGAUGUUACCUGAUAUUGGAGGUGAAAAUUGUAGAGUAGCAGUUAAUCCUUUCGAUCGAACACAUACAAGAGGUGGUAGUUCUGGUGUUUUAAUAUCUUCUCGCGAGUGUCCAAUAGGUAUUGGUCGAGAUAUUGGUGGAAGUAUACGUAUUGUUGCAUAUUUUUGUAGUGUAUUUGGUUUUAAACCAACACCAGGAUGUCUUACAGGUAAAGAUUUAGCUGUUCCAAGUCUUAAAAAUGAAAUGAGUGAGAAACGGAGGGUAAUAAAUAUUCGUUCAAUUGUUGGUCCAUUAGCUCGAUGCACUGAUGAUAAUGUUCUAAUUAUGCGUUCAUUUUUACAAGCAAAUAUCUGUCGCCAAUUUCUUGAAUCGUUAGACAAUGAAGCAAUAAAUCCACUUUAUAUGCCAUUAUUUCAAGCUACAACACUUCCAAAUUUUCCACGUUUAUUUAUGGCUUGUUUAAUGCGUAUAUUUGGUGAACGAUGUAAUGUUCAUAUUGUUCAAUCAAUUCAUUCCAAAACUACCUAUGAAUAUUUUCAUUUACUAACACUCGAUCGAUUUUCGUCAGGUUUGGCUAUUGUUUAUCCAUUUAUAAAUGAUAUCAUUGAACGUGCGUUAGUUAUUAUCAAUCACGAUCAGUUUCAACAGCAGGUUCUAAAUGAACUGUGUGCUCAAGUUGUUAAAAGUCGUACAAAAGAUUGUAAUGAAUUACAACAAUUUGUUAAAGAACGUUGUACUCAACUGAAAUUACAAGUUUGUGUCGAUACAAUAAAAGUGCCUAAUGUUCUUAUGCAAUGUGCUGUAUUCAAGUACAAUGAAAGUCAACCAUGUCAAAUAUUCAUUAGUAUCUUGAAAACAAGAACAAGCAACAAAUCAACAAAAGAAAUUGGUGAUAUGGGAUAUGGUGGCGAAGAAAUUCUUUUAGGUGGUCGAUUAUUUCCUAUAUUAGACAAUUCAAGUGAUAAAGAUUUCAAGAUCAUCGGGUUGCGUCUAGAUGUACAUGAAAAAUCGUCGAUUGCAUCCAGUAAAUAUACUGUUGAUUUAAAUUUUAUUGAUACAUUGUUUGAUAUCGAUAAGCUGAAAGCAAUCAAUGAUCUUAGUCAACUGACAAUUAAAUUGGAUAAUCCACUUGAAGCUAAUCGACAAACAAAAACUAUAUGUCAUACUGGUCCAAUUCGUUCAAAACGUCCAAAACUUCGACGAGCUGAUUCAGAUUCAUCAUUGUUGUCGACUAGCCUCAGCAGUAGCACCUCUAUUGAUUCGGAGGAUUUACAUAACAUCGAUCCAAAUGAUCCAAAUGUCAUGUAUCCACCAUACUAUUUGCCUCCUCCAGGUUUCAUUCCCCGUUCUCCAAACUCGAUAACGUCGGAAGAUGAUGAUGAUGACACAGAAGUACGUAUUAAUGGUAUGCCACCGAAUCGCCGAGCAUUUAAUAAAUUAUGUGGAAGUGAAAAUAGUUUUGAAUAA